Messenger RNA from Copidosoma floridanum, 1019 nucleotides. RefSeq lists its product as uncharacterized. The record is from RefSeq and is a predicted model, not a curated record. NCBI's taxonomy places the organism in Eukaryota, Metazoa, Arthropoda, Insecta, Hymenoptera, Encyrtidae. Gene Ontology annotation, molecular function: sequence-specific DNA binding.
ACCUACUUAAAAUUUGUCUUUUAAUACCUUCAUACUUUGUACAUUUAAUUCAUAAGUGUGAGAAUUAGUGUUGAAAAUUAUCUAAUAUGCCUGUAAAAUGUUGUGUGCCUGUAUGUAAAGUUCAAAGUGACGAUCCUGGAGCCAAGAGUUUAUCGUUUCAUCAGUUACCGAAAAACCAAGAAGAGAGAGCCAAGUGGCUGUACGAGUUGAAUCGUUUCUUUCCUACAAAGGACAAAUCGUACUUGUACGUAUGCUCUCAACAUUUUGAAUCAAACUGCUUCAGUCAUACUGGGACAAGGCUGAGAAUAAAAAAAGGCUUCGUUCCAACGAUUUUUGCUGUUGAUCGUUUAAGAACAGCCGAGGAAAAUACCGAUAGCAACUCUGUAGCUGGUGAUGAUUAUCAGAAUGAUGUUGAUACAAAAAAUCAAGUGUUCAUCAAAGCCUGUCCAGAUGACGAGGUUGUUACAGAUCAAGUAUCCAUCGAUGACCGUCGUGUUGCUGAAAUUGCUUCGGAUCAAAUGAUGCCUAAUUAUACCUCUCAGAAUGAUGUAACAGAGCAAGUAUUUAUCAAACCCUGCCCAGAUGAUGAGGUGGUUAUCGAUCAAGUAUCCUCCGAUGAGUGUCAGGCUGAUGAAGAUGCUGUGGAUCACUGUCUAGUUGACAACGCAGCGGAUUACAUUCUCCCUGACAAGCAACACGAAAGCACAGAUUUUACUGAAUAUUCUGUCAAAGAUGCUUGUAGCAAGAAAAAGUGCUCAAAAAGCGUGAGAGCUGUAGAUGUUAGCAACAAAGUGAAGUCAUUAGUAAAUGUGAAUAUUGAUUCUAUUGAAGCUACUACAGCCACUGAAAAACAAAUGAAAUGGUUAUUGUUUUUGGCUCAAAAAGAGAUAUUAGUCAUACGAAGAAGGAAUCGAAUUUUGAGUAACAGGUUGUACCGUUUGCAGAAGAAAGUGAGAUCGCGAAGGAAGAAUUUCGUUACUGAUGAAGUGUUUGACGUUAUCAAAUGCUGUGUGAUGUAA